Molecule: messenger RNA, 849 nt
Organism: Fopius arisanus
Lineage: Eukaryota; Metazoa; Arthropoda; Insecta; Hymenoptera; Braconidae
Exons: 5
Coding region: 205-687 (160 amino acids)
Source: RefSeq, a predicted model, not a curated record
GUGUCAGAUGGCUAUCCGUUUGUCAUCAUCCUUUUUUUUUCAGUUCUCUGUUGAGUGUUAAAAACGCCAGGGAGAAGACUCCGGAAUAGUUUCACCUAACGAGUGAAGAUUAAAUAUAUAACCACGUUAAAAAAAAAUUGAUACAUAUGUUAUACAGAGGGUUGAGAAUCCGAACUGGAGUCAUUUCACCUUCACUUUGAUACCAUGCGGCUUCUGUUUUGGAUCGUUCUGUUUGUCAUGGCAGUUGGAUGUGACUUGGUUGGGCUACACCGCGCCAAGAGGGUCGUUGCUUUCAGGAAAGGGAGCACUUUCUUCUACCGAUUGAACUACAAAAUAAAUUCAAUUCCCUGGACAACGAUAUUCGCUCAAGCCGCUGGUUUCAAAGUGGCAUGGCACUUGCCGGAUGGUACACGUACACGGAGAUCCCUCCCGGAUUUACAUUCAGCGGCUGAACACAUGUACGAGAGUCAUGGAUUCGAUGGCCAUGCCUGCCUCGUUCAAAACAUCUGCGAGGCACUCAACUAUGCCAGCAAGAGAGGCGGUACCAUUGGCAAGAUAUUAAAAUUGCUCGCCAGUGCAUCGAAUUCCAACUGGACUCAUGCCGAGAACCCUCUGGUUGAUUGUGAGCAACACAGGGCAGCAUGUCCACUGCAAUUGAUCAGUGUCGAUGGCUUCUCCGAGAUGUGAAGCCUUUGUCCAUUGUCUCGUUGCUCCACAGCGAUAUCAUGUUGUUGAUAUUGUUUAUAAACUCGAAGUAUCAUCGAUCAUCAUGUUGGAGAACAUAAUUAUCCACCGAUCAAGGGAUUAAAGACAAAUAAAUCGUGAGAAAUUUAUUGUAUGUCUUAUAUG